UGUUUGUUUACCAUGGCUACGGGUAAAACGCUCUUUGAGCGAGAUACCAAGAAACCCUUAGGCUUCUUCCCGAAACUCUACGAAACCGUGAUCAAUUCCUUGGGGAAUGAAUACUUGGAACGUAUGGAAAACAUCAAGGAUGAAGAGCCGGCAGAGCUAAUGAAAUUUGUUUAUGGACUGGACUCAUUCAAGCGUACCCUGAAGAUCCAAGAGAGUUAUCCCGAGAAGAACCACCAUGAGAGUAAAAUAAAGCGAGAGUACGGGAAUAAAGCUUACCAAGACAACAAAGACAUUGACGCUCUUUACUUGUUCACUCAAGCUGUCAUCGCUGCUCCUUGUGAUCCUGUUAGUGGCCAAGGGAAGGAUUUGGCCAUCGCCUUGGCCAAUCGGUCGGCGGUCUUGUUCUCCUUGAAGCAGUUCUAUUUGGCCAUGGACGACAUAAAGCUUGCGUUAGAGUCUGGAUACCCUAAGGAGCUUCAAUUUAAGUUAUUGGAACGAAAAUUGAAGAUACUGAUGUUUUACAAGCAAAUGAGGGAUGCUCAAGACACUUGCAAAGCAUUGAUCAAGUCUUUGGACCAUGCCAAAUUGGACCCAAACAAGAAGCUGAAGCUCCAAAGGGAGACCCAACAAACCUUGAACUACUUCAACAAAAUGCCGAGUGUCUACAAUGAUCUCAAAGUGGAAAUGAGACCUAAACCGGACAUUCCCACCAUUAGAGACAGAAACAGCCUCUAUCCAGCCUUGGCUAAUUGCAUCUCGUUCAAAUAUGCACCUGGGCGCGGUCGUUAUGCUGUGGCUACUCGUGAUAUUGACGUGGGACAAUUCAUUUGUGUAGAAAAACCGAUAGUUUCGAGAAUUCUCCCAGAGUACAUGGGAUCCAAUUGCGCUCAUUGCUUCAAGUCGAUGAAAGCCCCACUCCCAUGUCCAGUUUCGACUCAAUUCAUGUUCUGCAGUUAUGAUUGCAGAAAGAAGGCUUUGGAAACUUAUCAUCCCUAUGAGGCUCGAAUUUCCGACUUUUUCUCAGCCUCGGGGAUGAGCAUCAUUUGCUAUUUGAGUUACAGGGCAAUAACCUCCAAACCUUUAAAGUUCUUUUUGGAUAAUAAGGAUAAAUUUCAAGAUCACAAUGAGCAAUCAGGAAUUUCCAAGGACAAGGUUGCCAAAUAUCUUUCCGAUGAUUAUGGUAAUUUGUUCAACCUGGUUACCCAUCACGAUGAAAGAAAGGUUGGCGACAUCUUCCAUCGAGCAAUGUUUGCUGUCAUGUUCUUACGGUGUCUCAAGAAAUUCGGAUAUUUUGGCCAAGAGAGGACUGACAUCAGCCCUGAAAAUGACGAUCUAACUGAGGAUGAGCUUUUCAUGGCUACCCUUCUCAACCAUUUCUUAGAGGUCCUUCAAUUUAAUGCCCAUGAAGUAGCCCAGUUUGAAAUGCUAACUAAGAAUCGAGAGGAAGGAGCCAGUUCCAAUUAUAUUGGUGCGGGAGUGUAUCCAACCUUAGCCAUGUUCAAUCAUUCUUGCGAUCCAAGCAUUGUCCGAUUUUAUGUAGAGGACGUGGUGUGCGUGCAAGCCAUCAAAAAUAUUCGUAAAGGCGAAGAGGUCUGCGAAAAUUACGGACCCAUUUUCUUCCACUCUAAUCGAGAGGAAAGACAGAAGCAACUCAAGACCCAAUAUUGGUUUGAGUGUCAAUGCAUUGCUUGUACCGAGAAUUGGCCAUUAAUGCACGAGAUGACAGAGGAUUAUCUGAACUUCAGAUGUCAGGAUUGCAACGAAAAAGUUGUCUUCAAUACUGCAUCAAAUAAUCCAUUGCUCCGAUGUGUCUGUGGAACACCCAUUCCUAUGUUACAGGUGCUGAAAAAGAUUGGAGAAACGGACAUGAUAAGUGCCAAGGCUAAAGAGGCCAUGGAGAAUGGCGAUUUGGAGACGGCUCAGGAUAUGUAUUGCAACUUUUUAACCACGUUAGAUAAGUUCUUGAUGCCACCAUACCAAGACUACUUCAAAAUCCAGCAAAGCAUCUGGAAAUGCAUUUGGAUGCGCUUUGGCAACCGCAUUGUUCGAUCCAAAUUGAGAAAGCCCGCCAAAGUUGCAGCCACUGAUGACUACGAUACGGUGGAUUAAGGACAAAAGACCUAACAGUGUGUUCCAUAAAAAUAUUCUUAACAAUGAAAUGAAUGACAAAUAUCAAUGGAAUAAGAAGAUAAAGGCGGCUCUUUAGGUGGCAAAUUCACUGAGGCGUUUCAUGGAAUACAGGAGGAUGUGUUUCACAUAAAUAGUCUCUAC
This is a messenger RNA of Tigriopus californicus, 2271 nucleotides long. Its product is annotated as SET and MYND domain-containing protein 4-like. Gene Ontology annotation, molecular function: protein binding. The record is from RefSeq and is a predicted model, not a curated record. Lineage: Eukaryota; Metazoa; Arthropoda; Copepoda; Harpacticoida; Harpacticidae.